Messenger RNA from Linum trigynum, 3945 nucleotides. The record is from the annotation of a GenBank genome assembly. Lineage: Eukaryota; Viridiplantae; Streptophyta; Magnoliopsida; Malpighiales; Linaceae.
GUAGAGAUUUUUAGUUUCGAACCAAGGGCCUAAUCUUAUUAGUUUGCCAUCCAAAUCUUAUACGUACACAAUACAUUGUCUACAUAAUUUAUACUACGUAAAUGCAACUAACCAAAUAAUUGGGGGGGGGGGGGGGGGGGGUUUACUAACACAAAUUAAGUAACGUCGACCUAUCCCAAAAUAACGGCAAAUUCCGACUAUAUGGAAUGGGGAGGAGUAGUCCACGUGUACGCCCAAUAAAGGCCCAAGUUUACACGCAACCGGUUCAACCUGUGGAAACAUCCGCGUAAAGUGGGGAGGAGAGGCAGACUCACUCAGGGCGACUGGACCCAACCCCUUUUGUGGGUCCCAGUGCAAUUAAUGCACAACACCGGCCCUAAUCCACUGCCCUUUUCCGUACGGGUAGGUGACCGGCAAAUGCCAGUCGCUACCUUCUAUGCACAAUUGCAUACAUAUCUCUCUCGCACAUUUACAAAAUGGUCCUGUACUUUGAAAUAAUGGACAAACUGAUUUCCAAACCAUCAUUAGAGAUGAAGUUAUCGAUAAAGUACGAGAUAACUGAUGUAAUAAUUUAUUUAUUCUUUCUUCUAAAUCAAUGUGUCCAGUAGUUCGAAUUCAUGAUAAAAAUAGGUCAUACUAGCUUUAGAAUUAGCUCUCCAAAGAAACGAGGGAGGAAUCAACUGAGUUGUCGAUUGAUUUGGGUUGAAUCAAAUAAAGCGACGUGUUUGAUUUGGAUCAUAUCACAUCAUAUUGAGAAAAAAAAAGCUAACUGUAUUUGCUAAUACGAGAUUAUACGGUGACCGCUUUAUUGUUUGGGCUAAUAUAUGCUAAUUUAUGCAAUUUUGAAUGAAAGAAGUCGACGAAGAAUUAUCAGCUUGACUGUUCCGUUUGUUAUCCUAGCUUUAGUGACAAAUUUGCUAAAAUUCAACGGUAAAAUAAUCCGUUAUGAAUAAGCUGAAAAUGUAGUGGCCAUUUUGUAAUGUUACCAUAAAAUAACCCGUUUAUGAAUAAGCUGAAAAAAUAGUGGCCAGUUUGUAAUUUUACCCCCACCAUCUCCUUUCUCUCUCCCCUAUUCUCUCUCCAUAAAACCAAAUGGGAAACCUCCGCAUUCCAAGCUGUUGUCCAAACUCACCUCCCCUUUUCACACUCUCUGCUCUCCUUCCUUCCUUCCUUUCUCUAUACGCUCCAUCUCACCCGAAUUCGAAUUCGUACUAAUAUGCUCCUUGUCCCGUAGCAAUUUGAAGAACAUCAGAAGAAUCCUAGCUAGAGUUUGCGUUUGCCGGUCCGGCGAUCGAUCGAUGGCGAGGAGCGGCGGCGAGAGGGCGAAUAAUUCUUCAGCAUUCACGAUGUCGGGCGGCGGAGAGCUAGAUGAGAUUAUGCUCCCCGGGACCGGAUUCUCGGCGGGCGGAGGAGGGAUCUACUACGAUAUGCAGCAGAUGAUGAUGAUGCCGCCGCCGCCGCAGAGCGGAUUCGGCGGCGGCGGAUUCAUGGAGCUGCUCGACGCCAGCGGCGGCGGCGGCGGAUGCGGUGCCGAUUUCGGAGGAUACUCCGCUCCUUCUUCUCUGUUCGAUCUGUUCCAGAGCCCGUUCCCGGCGGCGGCGAACUCGACGGUGCAGCAGCUGGAUCUGCCGAUGUCGUCGUCGCCGGCGGCGGCGGAGUCGUCGGAGGUCGUCAACAAUCCGGCGACGCCGAAUUCGUCUAUCUCUUCCUCGUCGAAUGAAGGCGGGAACAGCAAGAACAGUAGCAAAGACGGAAAUCGCCUCAAAUCCGAAGCCGGAGGAGGAGACGAAGAAGACGAAGACGCCGAGGAAGAGCAGGAUCAAGAGAAAAACAACAGCGGCUCAAAAAAAAAGUUGAAGCCGAAGAAGACGAAGGCUCAGAAGAAGCAAAGGGAGCCCAGAUUCGCGUUCAUGACCAAGAGCGAAGUUGAUCACCUAGACGACGGUUACCGGUGGAGAAAGUACGGCCAGAAAGCCGUCAAGAACAGCCCUUACCCAAGGAGCUACUACCGUUGCACCAGCGCAGGCUGCGGGGUGAAGAAGCGUGUGGAGAGAUCCUCCGACGACCCUUCCGUCGUCGUGACGACGUACGAGGGCCAGCACAUCCACCCGUCCCCCAUCACCCCAAGGGGGAGCCUCCUCGCCGGCGGCGGCGUCGGAGGGAUCGGGCAUUUGUUCGCCGCCGCCGAUCCUUCCAUUCUACCGCCGCAGCAUCAUAUUCACCACCACUUCCAGCAACAGCAGCAGCUUCAGAAUGCGUACAUGUUAAACUCCGCGCCGUCUCUCACCACCACCUCCAACACCACAAGUGCUACAACGGCUAGCAUCCAGUCGGCCGCAACGGCGUCGUUUUUGAGAGACAAUGGGCUGCUGCAGGACAUGGUGACGUGUCAGAUGAUGGGGAAUGUGGUGGAGCCGAAGGAGGAGCAGAGAUUUUGAGAGGAGGGAGAGGAGGAGGAGGGUAGAGAUGUAAUAUCCACCUCGCCUCUGAAACAGCUAACGGAUGAUGAUGACGGUGAUGAGGUUCUGCUUUUCUCUCUCGUUUGACUUGGUUUUUUUUCGUUUUGACCGUGUUUGAAUCAUGGUCGACGUACGUGUAGAUACGGGGGGGACCCCUCAUUAUCAUUUGGGUGAUUAAGCGGUGAUGACUUGGGUUUAAUUAGUUAUAAUUAUCUCCUUCUUUUUUUUAAUUAACCAUCUGAUGGUGAUGAUUAAUGGGGGGAUCGAGAGGGGAAGGGAACUUGAUUAGUUAGCUAGUUAAAGCUCUAUAUAUUUAUACCUUAAUUCCUUCCUUCUUUUCUCUUCUUUCUGGGUUCAUGUUCUUCUUUUUUUUCUGUACUUUUUUUUUGGUAUCCAAGACUUUGUAUGGAUAUUAUCAUAUUAUUUACUAUAUAAUCAUCAGGUUAAUGAAUUACUAUGGCUAUAUUUGGGAUAUAAGUACUGAUAUUCUGUAUAAUUACUGUUUCUUAAUUACCUUCUGCUAGACAUCUUUACUCCUCGUUGCUCGAUUGAUCUCUCCUUUUUGCUGUAAACUUGCUCUCCUUAUUUGAUCACUGUAAGCUGCAUUUGGGUUUAGUACUUAUUAAUUACUGCAUUUUAUCAUGGUUAUGAGUUAAUUACCUAGCUAGGGUUAGGGUUUUACUUUUACCCAAAUUCUCGUUGGGUCAGCUGUGGUUUCGCUAUCAUAUAAAAGCUAAAUUGCAUGCUGGUUAAUUCCAUUUGUUUAGGUUUUGAAAAGAUGGGUUAUGAACUUGUCAAGUUGAGGUUGUGUAAAGUUGGAAACUUUUCUUUUUUUGUUUUCUAUCAAUGAUGGAUCCUUUUCUCUGGAAAUUGUGUACGAUUUUUACUUCGUUAAUGCUUUGAUUGAUUCAGUCUUCACAGCCAUUUAUAUUGACCUUGGUCUGCUGUUGACAUUGGUAUCUAUAUAGAUAUAUGGGUGGUGCGUGGACCGUUGUUGUUUUCAACUGGUCUUUUCCCACUUAGCCAACCCUUUUCAUACUUAAUUACGAGUUUACUACCUAAUUAGCCUCCACUUUAGGCAGACUAUUUAGAGAAAAUGGGUAAUUAAAGCUCUCAUAUCAUGUGAACUAGUAAGCUCACCAGGAUAAUGAGAUGCUCUUACUACAUGGUUUUUUUUCCCCCAGACCGAAACUUGCGAGAUUUCUUGAAUGAUCAUUGUAUGUCGUCGUAUAUUGUUAAUGUUUUGUCUUAGUUACACAAUGAUUCACAAGUGCAUGAGACAAGAUUCUAUUGAACUUGUCGUUUGGAGUAGAGAUUUGCUUUUGGUUUAAUACGAUAUAGAAUAAUUUGAAAAGGGUUAUUAAUCAGCUAGGGUUUAACAAUAUAUGCACACGCAUAUGGGUUUGCAGAGGGGGAAAAUAGGAAAGAUCUUUAGCGUAGGGUUAUGGUAUAUGUUCUCAUUUCUCAAUAUAUGAAAAGUGAGCAU